Messenger RNA from Cryptomeria japonica (Japanese cedar), 450 nucleotides. RefSeq lists its product as uncharacterized. The transcript has a single exon. NCBI's taxonomy places the organism in Eukaryota, Viridiplantae, Streptophyta, Pinopsida, Cupressales, Cupressaceae. Bases 1 to 450 code for a protein of 149 amino acids. The record is from RefSeq and is a predicted model, not a curated record.
AUGGCGGAAUGCCUUGGUAGAAAUCUACAAAGAAUGGUUGAGCAGGGGUCCAUAAUGGGUUUGAAGCCCUCCUCAAGCAAUAUGGUUUAUACUCAUCAACAGUUCAUGGAUGAUACCAUCCUAAUGGGGAGAUCCACUAUGGUUGAAGCUAGGAACAUGAGAAAAGCCCUAGAUGAUUAUGAGUUGGCUUCUGGUCAAAUGGUGAAUAGGCAGAAAAGCUCCAUAUUUUUCUUCAACACCUUGAAGCCUAGGCAAAAGAAAAUGGCCAAAAUUCUUAAAUGGAGAAUUGAAUCUCUACCCUCUAUUUAUAUGGGUUUUCAUUUGGGUCUUAAGCCCCCUGACUCUUUUUGGAAUGUGUUGAUUGACAGAUUCAGUGAACAGCUAGCUGGUUGGAAGGGUGCUCUUCUCAGUCAAGCAUGCAAGAUUCAACUUCUUAAGGCUACACUCUAG